GUUCAACACUCUUUCUUUGAAAGUGUGAGAAUCAGGAUGUUAUAUUCAGGCAGGAAAAAAAGUGAUUUCUUAGGCUGUCCAUAAAAAAGCCCAGGAUCUCAUGAGGCAGCAGCAGUUCCUGGCAGCAGACAGUAGUUCUGAUGAGCUCAGGAGGAGCCGGGCCCCGGUGCUGCUCAUCAAGGCCGAGGCCUAGCGAACAUUUCUCACCUCACAGCCUGAAAAUGGGAGAGGGAAGCACCAUCUCAAAAAAAAGAGAGAGGCACCACCAGAGUCUACCAAAGAGACACAACACACUACUGCUUCCCCCUUUUAGUUCCAUUUUUUCUUUUGAGCAGAGGUUGUGCAGGUCUCCAGAAAACAUGGCAGGUUUCUCUCAAGCCCUUCUUUUUGGAAUUCCCAGUCUUCGCCUCUCUGGUGUAAUGGGGAUUCCUCUUACUGGGACUUUCCUGUGGCAGUUCCUGCUCUACACCUGUACAGUACAGCCCAGCACAGACACAGCUGCACUCACACAUGCCCACCUACAGGGUCAGAGGUUGUCUCGGUCUGGUCAAAACCCUGAUGCCACCAACACCUGAGGAAACACCACAGUGUGCCCGGCAUGGUGCAGCCCCAACCUCCCCUCACAGGGAGCCCCUGGGCCCCAGCACUGCCUGGAUCCAGACAUGGACAUUCCAAGUGUAAAUCUUGCCCAAGAGAAGACAAACCCUUUCCUCUUCCUGCAGGGCUCUGAUUUUGUAGGCACUAAGGGUUUAUGGAGCUCUCUCCACAAGACCAUCCAAUAUCAGGAAAAAUCCUUUUUCUUUAAUACAGCAGCUCAUUCCCAUCAGUGCAAUGCUGCCCUGGCUGAGAGCCUAGAGCAAAGUCAGAGGUUUGACACAGAUGCAGUGCUGCCCCAUCUCAGGUUUACAUUGUAAAGGUUUACAUUGUAAAUUGUCAGGUUUACACUGUACAUUGUACAUGUACAGCCACAUACAGGUUGUACAUUUUUUUUCUUUUUUGGUGAAUUUAAAGUAGUGCCAAAAUUAGGUGAAAACAAGAAGGGAGGAUGCUCGGAAUUAUUUUACUUGUAAAAUAUCUGCAUUUCCUGCCUGCUUGUACUGCGUUGGGACUGUUAAGAAGAGAUAAGGCAGGAAGGGUGCAGGAGAUCAGAAUGCAGGUUCUUGAGAUUAGGAUUUCCUGACUUCAUGAUCUGGAUGAGAUCUCACCAGAUUCACUGAUACCUGUUCAGUCUGCUACUCCUCAGCCUCUGGGUUGUCACUGGGGCACAUUGGGAACAACUGCUGGGGCAGAGCUGCUCUGCUUGGGCUGGCCAGCAGUAACACAGCUAUUAAUGCAGCAAAACUCAAUCAAAAAUGGUACAUAAGCUUCCUGGGGAUCUGGGAAAAAAACAGGCUUUAUGUAAGGCAAGUCAUACAGGUAUUCCACAACAAAAAGUCUUAUUUCCCCAGGUGUCACCUGGGAUAGGGGCAACAGGAAAUUUCCCUCUGUGGGAACUGAUGCUCAGAGCAUUCCUCUCCAGUUGUUAAGGACAUAAACACUGUGCAUUAGAGUUGAUACACAGCUGUAAUGGAAUGGGCCAGAACUUAGGCAACCCUUCACCUAACUAGCUAGCUAACUAAGGCUAAUCAUCUGGGAUUCCCCAUGUCCUAAAGGGAGAAAGAAACAGAUUCUGGAGAGGAAAGAGGCUCGGCCUGGAAAAGCACAGAUGGUACCAAUUUAUUAUGUGUGUGACGUGACUCAGAUCCCAAUACAGCUGUGUGUCCAUCCAGAUGCACAAAAACAGGAGUCUUAUGCCAUUUGAGAUGCACAAGGGCAUCCAAAAUAUGCAUAUGGGUGGGAGAUACAAACUGUUGGAUAACCCUUCUCCUUCUCAAAAUAUGAGAGGGGUGGAUUUGAACCAGCAGAAAACACCUGUGUGUCAAGCAUCUGAUCCAUAUCUUCAAGCUUGAAAAUCCAGCAUUGGAGACUCUGAUUUUAUGGCAUUAUUUUUCUAAGGUGAAAUAUUCCCCCCAAAGAUUUGAGGCCAGAUCCCAAUCAUGGUAUUGUGUUGCAAUUUAAUUUAAUUAAUAAAAAUUUUCAUUUAAUAUCGCUUUACAAGAACAGUCCCAGAACAGACAGUUCAUAUUCACAAUCCUCUUGUAAUAGGAAUAACUUUCAUACACCUCACAACAUAUGGGAAGAAAGAAGGAAAGAAGGAAAGAAGAGAAAGAAAAGAAAGAAAGAAAGAAUAGAAGAAAGAAGGAAAGAAAGAAAGAAAGAAAGAAAGAAAGAAAGAAAGAAAGAAAGAAAGAAAGAAAGAAAGAAAGAAAGAAAGAAAAACUAAUAAAUAAGGAAAGAAAUGCCCUAUCCUAUGCUAAGUUUUUCUGCUAUCAGCAAAACCAGAGAGGUAACACAGAUCAAAGCAUAAGGCAGACAACAGGAAUAUCAGGAAAUUAAAAUUCUCCCAAGGCAAUGUGCUGCCCUCUAUCAAUAUCAAAAAUAACAAAAUAAAAAAUAGUUUUGAAUUAAUACAUCCAAAACUGACUUCUUUAUUGGAGGUUAUCAUGAGACAGUAGAACUCAGAUCCUGAAGCCUGACACUGAUCCAACAGGGAUCACUCUCAAAAUCACAACCCUCUCCACUGGAGAAAAACAUCUCCGCUGUUUGUGGCACCCAGCACAGCCCCACCUGAACCAACAUUCAAAUAGUCAAGAGUGACUCUGGCCCCGGGUAAGGGGAUACCCAGCACAUUUACAUCCCUGCACCUGCCCUGCUGCCCACAGCAGCGACACCAAAAUCCCCCCAGCAGCAGCAGCAGCAGCUCUAUAAAGCUCCUCUUGCCAUCCCUGACACUCCACCAACAGCAGCCACUGACCUGCCUCAGCCUCUGCUGCCACAGCCCCCUGGGCCAGCACAGCACUGCUCCCCAGCUCACACCAUGGAAGCUUGUCGCCCUCCACAGCAAUCCAAUGUCACUUCAUUUGGGGCCAUGGCUUUGGCCAUCAUCACCCUGGAGGCAUUUCCUGGCAUGUGGAUAAAUGGCUUCCUUGUUUGUGUGCUUUGCAUUGCCUGGGUCAAAAAGAAAGCCUUGAACUCCAAUGAGAAGAUCUUGCUGCUGCUGGGAUGCUCCAGGUUUUGUUAUUUGUGCUUCUCAUGGGUGUAUUGCUCCCUUUCAAUAACUUAUCCCAAUUACCUUUAUGUGCAACCCACAUUUCAACUGAUUGUAUUUUUUCAAAGCUUUUCUAAUUGUUCCAACUUGUGGGUUUCAGCCUCUCUUUGUGUUUUUUAUUGUAUAAAAAUUGCCAAUUUCAGGAACAGCUUCUUCAUCUACCUGAAACUAAAAACAGACAGGAUUGUGCCCUGGCUUUUGUUGGCAUCAUUGCUUUCAGCCUUGGCUAUCGGCAUCAUCGCCUAUGACUUAGCUGUUACAAAGCUCAGUAUCGACCACAAUUCCACCAGGCAAGGAAAUUUUUCAAAAGUUGGUGGCCAAAUGGAUGAGAAUUUUUUCCAGAUAUAUUUUAUCUAUGGCUUUGGAUUUGUCACAUCUUUCACAGCAGCCAUCUGUUCUGCCCUUCUCCUUCUCUUUUCUCUCUGGAGACACAAAUGCAAGAUGCAGAAAAACUCCAUGAACAGCCUUAGCAUGGAUGCCCACAUCAAAGCCGUGAAAUCUAUUCUCUCUUUUUUUAUAAUAUAUAGUAUUAACUUCAUUGUUUUGAUCCUGUCACUAAUUCCUUCAACAAAGGAAGAAAAUCAUGUGGCAUUUCUUAGUUUACUAUUUUUGUAUGCUUUUCCAGGUGUUCAUUCCCUUAUUCUGAUUUUCAGCAAUCCCAAGCUGGAAAAGACACUGAUAAGGUUUCUAUCUUGUGUCAAGUGCAAGGAUUGCAUGAGGUAGGAACUGUAAGAAAUGCUGGAGCCUAUGCAAAGUCUUCGUAUUUCACUAUAAGACAAAAGCAAUUUUAUCUCUAAUGCAACUCUCUGGGCAGUGUAGAUGAUACAGAUGUUCUCUCUUUAGCACCAAAGUUAAGAAUAAAUCUUUCAAAUUCUUUGAGUCAAAUGAGUAUGAAUUAGAUUAUUGCUAUUAUUUCAUUUUGGUAAUUCUCGGAGUUCAAUUCUUGUCAAUAACAAAUUCAUCUAGAUCUGGUACAUGGGCUGGAUGCAAAGGGACAAUAAGAGUACUGCAAACCUUCCUCAAGCACUUUGGCAUUUGCUGAUUGAAAAAUGACUGUACUCAGCAUCAGGUUUAUUUGUGUUUGGGUUUCUAUUUCUUUCUGCUGUGUCUCUGUUUUUUGCAAUAUUUUUGCAAUUUUACCACUUGUAACACUGGGUGGGAUGGCUGUACCUUGAAGAACUGCAGUCUGAGGAGCACCCAUAUUGGAGACGUCUGAUCCUGAAGGACUGCAGCCCACAGAUGGGGUCCACACUCUAGCAGGGAAGAGAGCAUGAAGAGGAAGGAUUGGAAGAGAAAAUUUUUAUGGACUGACUGCAACCUCUAUUCAGUGUCACCCUGCACCAUGUUGGGGAGGAGGUGGGGAAGUUGGGAAUGAAAGUGAAUUUUGAGCUGUGAUGAAGAAGGGUGGAAGGGACAGUGCUCUAGUUUUGUGCUUGUUCCUCACCAUCCUACUCUAUAUUCAAACAGCAAUAAAUUAAAUUGAUUUUUGGAAAUUUGAGUCUGUUUUCUCCAUGACCGUAACUGGCAGGUGAUCUCCCUGUCCUUAUCUGAACCCAUGACCUUUUCCAUCUUCUAUUUUCCCUGUUGACCUGUUGCAGAGCAAGGGUGAAGAAGAGGCUGGGUGGAGGGUCUGGCAGGUAUCAAUUUUAACAAUCCACAGCAGGUCAUGUAAAUAUUAAAUUAUUCCAACAUCAACAGAACAGAAUCUAACUGUUGAUUUCUUUCACCAGCUCUGGCUCAGAGGGAUAAUUUACUGCAUACACAGUGCCAGGUGUGUAUUUUUCAGAUUACCUUCAAAAAGAUUUGCUCCUGCUCAUGAAAUGAGAGAAACAACCUUUUAAACCAGAGUACCAUCUUAAUCACUACAAUAUUUCCUUUUCCCAAGACCACACAGUCUCCACAGCAGGUGGCAGGUACAAAGUCUUGGUGAAUCUCUCCCCUUCUCCAAUGACACUGGAGGGGAAGGCUUUGAACUAAAAGCAGACCCUGUGUUUUAAAGACCCAAUCCACACAUUCCAUGCACUGAAAACC
Messenger RNA from Passer domesticus (house sparrow), 5179 nucleotides. Its product is annotated as taste receptor type 2 member 9-like. Gene Ontology annotation, biological process: G protein-coupled receptor signaling pathway; detection of chemical stimulus involved in sensory perception of bitter taste; sensory perception of taste. Gene Ontology annotation, cellular component: membrane. The transcript has a single exon. Gene Ontology annotation, molecular function: G protein-coupled receptor activity; bitter taste receptor activity. The record is from RefSeq and is a predicted model, not a curated record. NCBI's taxonomy places the organism in Eukaryota, Metazoa, Chordata, Aves, Passeriformes, Passeridae. Bases 2918 to 3871 code for a protein of 317 amino acids.